This is a messenger RNA of Lymnaea stagnalis (great pond snail), 6702 nucleotides long. Lineage: Eukaryota; Metazoa; Mollusca; Gastropoda; Lymnaeidae. The record is from the annotation of a GenBank genome assembly.
UGUAAAUUGGAGUAACCAAAUUUAAAUUAAAAUAAAAAAACACACAAAAUGUCGGAUUUACCAACAGGUUGGGAAAAAAGAACGAGCCGAUCCUCAGGUAUAAUUUUAAAAUCUUUACAUUGAGUUUAUUUAUAUUAUUUAAGAACAUCAGUGUGGUCAGAUAAAUCGUUUAACUUAAAUUUUAAAAACUCGGAGACUGAGCCUAUUAACUUUUAAACGAAGUCUAAGUCUAAGCGACGCCGAGCCGAGGACCAAUCAAUGAGUAAUUGAGUUGAAUUGACUGAAUGAGUAUGAGUCCUGUGGAGCCCUUAUUUUCUUAUUUCAGAAAUUUGAAAGUAAUGAAAACCUACGUAGUUAGUUUUCAGUUUUAUCUUAACGGCUUUCAAUGACAUUUAUCACCAGUUUCAGGCUUUGGAGUUUUGCCUUCAGCAACUUCACUAGACUUCAGAUCUCAUUAACAUUUAUUUAUAUUUUUAUAACUUCUGACAUUUCAUUGCCGUCACAUGUAAUCAGUAAUCAGUUUUAACACUAAUUUACAUCAAUAUUAAUAAUUUAUUAAGGGAUUAUACUAUUUACACUUAUGUAGCUUACACUACAGUUUAUAGAUACUGUAGUUCUGGAUGCUCCAGGGGAAGCCAAGCCUAGUAAUGGGUCAUGGCUUCACUGGCCAUUUUGAUGCCGAGUCAACUCUUAGUUUAGCGGGCCGCAUGCCAUUACAUGUCAUAUCAUCUGUUCAGAUAAUCUUGACUGGAAAACUUUUCUGUGCAUAUUAAAAAAGUCAUUAAAGAUGCUAAAUCAUAAAUCAUAGUAUUAGUAUUAAUUAAUAGAUGUGCUUCGACAAGGGUUGUCCAAGUCAGAAGUCUAAGAUUAAUUAGAGUCAUGUCCCCAUUUUAGGGAAUCCCUGAUCACCAUGGUGAAUGAUAAUAAGGCUGAGAGCACAUUUCGCUGUGUCAAACUCUGACCUAAUUAUUAAUUUAACAUUUUGCUGUGUCAAACACUGGCCUAAUAUUAAAUUAAACAUUUUGCCAUGCCAUACACUGGCCUAAUUAUUAAUUUAAUGUUUCGCUGUGUUAAACACUGGCCUAGUUGUUAAAUAAACAUUUCACUGUGUCAAAUACUGGCCUAAAUAUUAAUUUGAACAGUGAGCAGGUCCCUAUAAUCAUGAAUUUUAAAAAAAAUAUUAAUAAAUUAGUUCAGUAAUAAUAACUCUGUUUAUUUAGUAAUGCACAAAGUUGUAAAACCAAUUGUUUGGUGGGCCUCAAGAAAAUCUUGGUAUGACACUGUUUCUUUCACAUGACUGUCAAUUCUAAAAUUUCAGUGCUUUGUUGUUGUUUUUUUUGAAUUACAUAAAUUUCUACUAUUCUUAUAAAAUUGAAAUAUACAGUUUACCUUUGUUUUUUAAUGGUCUGUAAACCUUUUAUUUCUAUUUUUAAUGAAGGCAAAGAUUACUACAUGAAUAUCUACACCAAGGAAAGCCAAUGGGAUGAACCCACGGAGCCAGCACAACAGAAAUCUGACAAAGUAACAUGUUCACACCUCUUGGUCAAACACAAAGACUCCAGGAGGCCUCAGAACUGGAAGGGGGAAGUUAUUACAAGAUCUAAAGAGGAGGCUCUCGAAUUACUACAGAGUAAGCAUGGCCAUGAAAAUAUUUGAAUUCCAUUCAAACCAAACCCUUUUUACAAAUAAUAAUACAACUGUAUAAAAUAGGCAAAGUUUUAUUGUAAAGGACCCAAUACUAAAUAUUUUAGUUGCCGUGUGGCAAGAGGCAUACUCACUUUUCUUGCUUCUUAUUUUUUUGGUGAGUUGGUGUGUUUUAAUCUUUUCCUGGCCAUUUUGAUUUGUUAAGGUGGUUUAGAUCUGGGUAUGUAAGUGGAGAUGGAGCUGAAUUAUUACUGCCUGGCAUCACAGCAGAGACCAUCAAGAAUCAUGGGAAUGUAGAGCUAAAAGAAUGCAACAUACAAAUCCAUUAUAACUCCUCUGAUUGGCUGAACUUGUUCUCACCCUCAAUUCUUUGAGUUUAACAAACAAUUCUUUGACUAAAACAGUGGUGUUGCUAUGGGUACUAAAAGGGGACCCAGCUAUGCAUGUUUGUUCAUUAAGCAUUUGGAACACAUGGUGGAGAGAAAGUACACUUGAUGCAUCUCUGAAUUGUACAAAUGGUAUAUUGAUGAUGCUACUGGGGUUAGCACUUUGGAGAGGAGUGAACUUGACCUAGUUAAUCAACGUUGUACACUCUGUUCACCCCUACAAUAAAUUCAUAUCUCUGGUCUCUGAAAUCUUGGUUAACUUUUUGGACAUUACAGUCACCCUUCACAAAAACAGCCUACUCACCUCUCCCUUCUUUAAACCUACUGACAGCCACAGCUAUCUAUUCUAAUCUUCCUCCCACCAUAAAUCCUAUAAGGACUCUAUUCGAUUUUCUCAACUACGAUAACGUAGUUUGACUUUGGCAGUCUGAUAUGUGAUGUUGUUUGCAGAUCCCUGUUUUAAAGUAUGUUUAUUCAUAUAAGCUUCUAAAUUUAAUUUUUAUCUUUUGUGAAAAUUGGCACAUAUUUCUUUUCAGGUUACAGAAACAAAAUUGUCAAUGAUGAUGCAAGCUUUGCAGAAUUGGCAGAGAAAUACUCAGACUGUAGUUCUGCCAGAAAAGGGGGAGAUUUGGGGCCUUUUGGACCAGGGCAAAUGCAGCGGCCUUUUGAAGAAGCGUCAUUUAAACUUCAGGUAAAUUUAUUAAGCAACGAUAUGCCAAAAAUAAACUUUAAAUAAUUUUUUUGGUUCAAAUAGACCUGAAGCAUUAUUUUAUAGUCAUAACCUUUAUUGAGAAAAUACAGUUGUAGAUAAGGCCACAAAGUCAUUUAACCAUUUAAACCCUUUGCCUAUGCAAUGAGGAUAGUGCAGUGCGUCAGCUGGUUCAGAAAUCAGUACAUUUCACAGGAAAAAAAAUGAUUUUAAGGUUUGUUUAAGUUAAACCAUUUAUUUGAAGUUAUACUUUUUAUCCCCAAGUCCCAUGUUAAAAAUAAUUCUUAUUAAAAAAAUUAUUGUAUCUGCCUACUACACAAUUUUGCUUUGUUUUGUGGUAUAAAUGUCUUGUAUCCUCUGUCUGAACAGGUCGGUGAGCUCAGCGAGCCAAUAUCAACAGAUUCUGGGGUGCAUAUUAUAUUAAGGACAGCUUAAAUUCAAAAUCUGAAAGAUAUUUAAAAAAAAAAAAACUUCAAAAAAAAAUGUUGAGAGAUAUUACUGAAAAAAUGGGUGAAUGUACAGCAGUACUUUUUAAAUCAUUAUGUCUUUGUCACUUCAUUUAUAUUUCAUUUCAUAUUGUCUCGCUUUCAUUGUUGAGAUAUCAAUAAUUAUGUAGUAUGUUUGUUGUCAUUUAUUAUUUUUUUCAAAAUAAAAUAAAACAGAUAACGUACAAAAUAGUUAAAAUUAUCUUUAGACAUCAAGAAACCUUUUCUGGCAAUUAUCUGAAAUAAUGACAAACAUCGGGAGGUGGAGAAAUGUGCUAUUUUAAUUAUUUUUUUUUCCCACGGCUUUGGUGCUCUGUGUUGUAAAUGUUAUGUAAACUUUGCUAUUUUUCCUCCUCUGUUGUAUUAUUUCUCAUUUAAUUUGUUUUAUACAUUAUUAUCACACCAAAGUUUAUGUGCGAGAGAGUGAACGGCUCAGUUUGCUGACAGCACUUGAAAACAAAAAGGAGCCUUGCUUUACAUUCUGAUUGUCUUUAAAAAUUUAGAUAUCUCAGAAUUGUAUGCACAAUAUUUUUUUUCAUAGAUAUCUAUUUGAAAAAAAAUUUGUUGAUAUACUUUAAAACAAAAGCAUGACAACUAUCAAAAGAGAAUAAAAUUGAUAAUAAAUCAAAUGAUUUUCUAUGAUUUUUUAAUUUUAAAUUAUGUUACGAAUAGCACAUGUGGAUGUUAUUCUUGUUAGGACCUCCUUAGAGAUUACUCCUCCAUUUGUUCUUGGAGGUAGGGAUAGAGCCUGUUUUGUGAAUCGCCAGUCUAAGGUCCUCUUGCCCACAAUUAAUACUUAUACUUAUCUGAAAAGAUAAUCCUAUUACAAAAACAAGACAGAGAUAAGCUUGUUUCACUUUCCUGGAACUUAGCUUCUUAAACUGCUUAAUUUUGUUCCUCUGUCUUUAGAGCAUGGCCUUCGUAAAUUGAACUAAUUGAUCUGAUUGACAUGUGUUAAGAACUUUCACUCGGAGCUCAUUUAAACUCUGAACAAAAACACAAACAAUAUGUGUUAUGUUAAAAAUUUAACAAAUUAUAAAGCAUAGUGAUAAUUCAUGAAAUAAUUCACCUCAUAGUCAUUGUGUUUGCCCUUUUAUGUUGAAAAUAUAUUUCAAACAUUUUUUUAAUAAAGCAAUAAAAAAAAACUGCCCCUUUUUUGAGUAACCAUGAGUUAUAGUGUGCUCGUUUGUAAUUAUGGAUGUUCAUGUUGUCAUUUUUAUUUUGAUGUGUUUGAUGUACGGUUCAUCAUGCAUUUUUAAAGUAGCAUCUUGAGUUUCAAUUAAUAUUUUGGUUGGUUACUUUUAUGACAUUUAUUUAUUUUUAUCAAAUUAAUUAUGUUAUGGUAAUAAAUAUACCUUGGCAGGCAGCCUUAACAAGAAUUAAAUGUAAGAAAACUCUUUGCAUCAUCUUUUUCCCUCUUCAAUAGCAAAGUCUAAUGUAGAAACAUUUUCAGUUUAUUUUUGUCCUGCUUAAACUUGAAAUUUAAAAAAAAAAAAAUUGGUUUAAAUUUAAUAAUUUUAUAAUUAAUAGUUAAAGAUUUAAACACAUCUCCAGGUUGAUUAUUGAUAUCAAAUAUGUUAAGGAUUGAGGUCAUGGUGUGAAAUUUAAAUACCGGUAUAAGAUUUAAAUGCUUGUUCUUGGUUUAUUUUGCAUCAAAAUCAUCUAAACUCUAAGAUUUGCUUCAAACUGUUGAAAAUUUGUAACAAAAUAUUUUAAUUGUAAUAUCAAAAUUAAAAUGUUUUUAUUUUGUCCUUUUUUAAAAAUUGUUUUAAAUAUUUAAUUAUUAUCCAUUCAAUCAAUUAUAUCAAAAAACUCUAUUUAAAAAAAAGAAUUUACAUAAUAUAAGCAAUAGUCAUGCAUAUAAUUUCCUUCAACUUUUAUUUUAAAUAUUUUAUCAAUGAAUAUUGUCUUGUUAAUGAGAUGUUCAGACAAAAGCAUUUACAUUGUUUCUAAACUACUGAGUACUUGGUCUGUGUUCGAAAAGGUAACCCUAAUUUAUUGCUGAAGUGCAUAGUGAGUACUCUGCAUUGGCCUUUAAAAUGUGUAAAGAAAUAUCAAAUUAAUAAUCUUUUAAAGUUGUAUAAUUCAGUUGGUACCGCUACUUGAUUAAACAAAAACUCUUGUCAGUUUAAUAAUUAUUUUGAUCACUCAUUGUCAUUUGAUGGACUCGGACUCAACCAGCUACAGGCAUUUAUCAACUCUGUAGCUUGGUUUUCAUUAAUUUGUUUGAAUAUCCUUUAAUACAAAUAUUUUCUUAAAAUCAUGAUUUCCAUUUAUGACAAAUAAAAGAUUAAACUUUCAACAUACAAUAAGCUUGUUGUAACUCUUAUAUAUGAAAGUAUAUUUAUCUUCUGGCACUCGCCUAUGAACCUAAGUAAAACCUUUUUUAAAGCUUUUAAUUAUUCAAAUGAUUCAACGAUCAAAUUGUAGCUACUACAACAGCUUAAAUUUGUAACCAUAAGAUCAUGCCCACCUAUAUAAAAUCUUGAGAUUGUUAAGAAAUGUUCAUCAUCAUCAUUCAGAUCCAGUGGCCAUUUGGGCCUAAAGAAAUUUUGAAAUCAUAUUUUUUUUAAUGUUUUUUUUAAUAUCUUUAAAACCAUGGUUUGCUUAUUUGGCAAUGGACAAUUUUGUAUUUCAACAAGUUCAAAAGAUGAUACAACUCGACAGUAGGAAGUAAAACUGUUUAAUGAAUUAAAAACUGAUACUGUUGUAGUAUAGUUAAAAUUCAAGCCAAAAAUACUAAGGUUCAUAGUGUCAUGAACUUAUCACCCUUGACGGGUCCAUCAGUGAUCAACUCAAUAUUUAAAAUCUUCACUAAACUAUAACCAUGUUGAUUGUGGACAUUUUCACAACUUUGUCUUUUCUUAAUGUUUUUUUUUGUUGUAAAAGAGUUAUUUUACAAGUAUGUGUUUAAUAAAAAAUCAAUAGAAAAAAAAUGUAUGUGGUUUAUUUUUAUAUCUGAAAUGUUCAAAGUUUAUGAUAAUCUUAAGAACACUUGAUGCUAAUAUUAAGUACCAGUAGCAUUUCUGGACAUUUAAAAUACUGCAUGGAAAAAGGUUUUAAUUACCUUUAAGACAAAUUUAAAGGACAUGAUGAAAUAUAUUUAAAAACUUGUGUGCAUAAUAAUACCUGUAUUUCAAGUUAAGUUGAGGGAAAUGUCAUUUUGCAACAAAUAAGAUCAAACAUUUUCUUACUGCAAGAUACUAUAACCUUUUGCAAAUGAACAUUGUUUUCAAAUUAAGAAGAUCUUACUAGCUCUGAUAUUUACUAACAAAAGAAAUUAAAGAGGAAAAAUUGGCUAGAUUGGGGAUCAACAUUGGGGGACAACCAGCACAAUGCCCUAAAUAACCUUCAUAGUAAUCAUAGUGCCCUAACCAAUAUAUCAAACAAGCUUUAACAAAUUCUUGUCUAAAAAAAACAUUUCUCAUUUUAAAAUUAUUGCACUUGAUGAUCUGUGUGAUCAUAUAUAAAAGUUUUA